Alosa alosa (allis shad) is the source of this 1981-nucleotide messenger RNA. RefSeq names its product cytosolic phospholipase A2 delta-like. Gene Ontology annotation, biological process: glycerophospholipid catabolic process. The record is from RefSeq and is a predicted model, not a curated record. Bases 220 to 1905 code for a protein of 561 amino acids. Gene Ontology annotation, molecular function: calcium-dependent phospholipid binding; calcium ion binding. Gene Ontology annotation, cellular component: cytosol; nucleoplasm; nuclear envelope. The transcript has 14 exons. NCBI's taxonomy places the organism in Eukaryota, Metazoa, Chordata, Actinopteri, Clupeiformes, Clupeidae.
AUGUAAGAAAUCAUGGGCUGUUCAUUCUGAUUUAUCAUUCAUGUCCACUUCUUCUGGUUGCCUUGCAUAUUCAAAUGAAGGUAUUUUCUCAUCCAAGUUAAAAUGAAUUAUGCACAUUUUCAGCUGCUGUCAUAGAAUAGUUAAUUAUGUAUCUUUUUUAUGUCCAUGUAUGACAGUAGUUAUACGUGACCGUCACAGAACACAUAAUUCUACUCAAACAUGGAUGUGCUGAUCAGACAGGACCUCUGUGAUGAAGAGAAGGGCUACAUUCAGAAGAGGCUUCAAGUAGUAGGUGACUGUCUGCGCAGUCACGGCAUUGUCUGUAAGCCUGAUGAAGUACCUCGUGUUGCACUACUCGGCUCAGGUGGAGGAGAGAGGGCCCAUAUCUCCUUUCUGGGUGUCCUACGUCAACUGGGGCAGGACAAUCUGCUGGACUGCUUCCUCUACAUGGCUGGAGUGUCUGGAUCCACAUGGGCCAUGUCUUCACUGUAUGCUGAUGCCCAUUGGUCGAAAAACGCGAAGGUCACCACCAGCAGUGUCCUGAAGAGCAUAUCUGAGGGGGAAGACAUGGAUUUUUCCGAAGGUGUGCAGUGGCUCAGGAAGAGAUACGAGGAAGGGGAUCUAUCCCUCUCUGAUGCCUGGGGAGUGAUGACUUGUGUUAUCAAAGGUGUACCGCUGGAGACAAGGACCCUGUCUGAUGAGGGAUCCAGAGACCGAGAUGGUGCCAAUCCAUACCCACUCUACAGUGCUAUAGACCGGGCAUUCUUUGACAAGGACAAAGCGAAAAGGAAAGAGUUGUGGUUUGAGUUGAGUCCCCAUGAGGCUGGGUUCACGGAACCUGGGGCUUUUGUUAAGACAUCCCUGCUGAAACAGGACUUUGAGGGAGGACGUGUAAAAUACUCUCUUAAGAGGAAGCCAAUGGACAUGGUUCAACUGCAAGGGAUUUGUGGAAAUGUUUUUGGAGAUGAGAAGCAAAACCAGAAACACAUCCUGGAUUGGAUCAAAAAAUCACUUUUGCCAAGGUCGCAAGGUGAAGCAGCCCCACUGUCAGGUGUGCUUAAGAUUGUGAUGGCACUGGUUGAAUUGGUGGAAUGUCACCAUAACAUGGAUCAUUGCCACACAGUGUUGGCCAAGUUGAAAUCUGUUCUCGGAGAGGACUAUGGAAAAUUCAGCACCACACUCCUUGAACUGGAUCAUGAGAUGUGGACAGACAUGGAUGACCAGAAGAGGAAACAGCACAUGGAGAAUAUCUUUGAAGAACUCAUAGGAUCAGCAGAGGAGUGGGGCCAGGAGUUGAACAAUCUUAAUAACAAACUAACUGAUGUGUGGUGGGUCAUUAAACACAUCUUGCCAUUAUUCAAUGAAUGGCAAUCUGGAAACGUGGCCAAUUUCCUCUACCAAAUCAACGAGCCCAAGGUUCCUGAGGAAAUGUGCAAGGAGGACACAAUGCACCUGAUAGAUGCUGGGCUCUUCCUGAACUCUCCGUAUCCAUCCGUGCUGAGAGAGGCGAGGGAUGUGGACAUCAUAGUGUCCUUUGACUUCAGUGAGGAUGCUCCUUUUAAGUCAUUAGAGGGAGCCUGGCAUUAUGCAGCCGCCAACCAAAGAGCCUUUCCCGACAUAGACUUUAAGGCUCUGAACCCUGAGUCUGACUGUCCAAAGUCCUUCUAUGUUUUUGAGGAAGAAGGGAAGCCAACGGUGAUCCACAUCCCCCUCUUCAACAUUAAGAAUGGCAAAGAUGAGGCCACCAUCAAACAGGAUUGGAGGGAAUACGCCACCUUUCAGAUGACCUACAGGGGCAAAAAGAAGAUUGACCACCUGGCAGAUCUGGCUGCAGAAAAUGUGAACAGAGACGGCAUCCUGAAAGAGAUCCGAAAAGCAGCAGAGAGACGCAAGGCCAAACAUUGAGAACAAACACACGCACGGGUUAGGGUUAGGAUUAGAGUUAGGGUUAGGGUUCAUGUGUCAUGAUAGUGUCAUGUGU